UUUGCUUAUGGGUAGUUGCCAAAGUUGUCAGGGCAGGCGUGAGUCCACGGGAACGAGCACUGCUGCUGCUGUGGAUUACACCGGCCAGGGAAGAGCAGGAGAGGUAGGAGCGCCGCUAUCUGACAAACCUGAUAAGUAACGUUAGUUAACCACUUUCACAGAGUGGUCGGUCCACAGAAGAGUUGACGAGAAUUUGAACUCCCUCAGGAGCGUUGGAGCGUGUUUUCCCCCUUUUCUCCACGGAGUGUCCCACACCAGUAAAGAAGGAAGCCAUGCUAAUCAACAUCUUCCUCUUGCGGUGAGCUGCCUGGGGGACAGUCGGAGGCGUCAUGGCGGAGCUGCCUAUCGCCCCGGGCGAGGUCUACAUCGAGGUGGAGUACGACUACGAAUACAAGGCCAAGGACCGCUUCAUCACCAUCCACCAGGGGGAGUGCUACAUGCUGGUCAAGAAGACCAACGAGGACUGGUGGCAGGUGAAGAAGGAGGAAGGGACCAAGGCUUUCUACGUCCCUGCGCAGUAUGUCCGCGAAGUUCGCAAAGCCCUCAUGCCCCCUCCCAAACAUACCCCGCAUCCUCCUGCCGCUGCUGGCAACACGGCUCCACAAAGUGGGGGGGCACUCUGGGUAAAGCCAGCCAGUCUGGAGCUGGGACUCAAGAACCGCUCCACCGAGAACCUUCACAGACACGAGUCCAGCUAUCGGCGCUCCCCCUCGGCGCACACGGCCUCGUCUGGCCACUUCAGCCCCCCCAGUCAGCGCAGGAACAGUACCCACCACCAGCGGCCCGGCAGUCCCACCGACCACAACCGGCCUCGUCCCGUCAUCCUCGUCCCCGGCGGAGCCCCCCAGCCGCCUCAGAAAGGAGGCACUCUCCCCCGCACCCGAGCGCGAUCCCCGGACCUGGUCCGCGCCCCGCUGGACGUGGACGGCACCCACCAUUGUGACUCUGCGGGUGAGGAGAGACGCACCAACGACUCUGAGUCAGGAGACGAGCUGAGCGGCAGCUCCACUGAACAUCUCCAGACGGUAUCUUCGUCGGGCCACGGCCGCCCCGAGUCUCCUGUCUACACCAACCUCCAGGAGUUGAAGAUUACCACGACUAACCUGCCCCCUUUUCCCUCCGGCUCCCCGCUCCACGUGCUGGGCGACUGGGAGACCUACAAGGACCCGACAGGCAGGCACUACUACUACAACCGCAGCACCCAGGAGAGGACCUGGAAGCCGCCCCGGGCCAGGGACACCAGCUCUGGGAGCUCCAGAGGAGAGAGCCACAGCGCAGGAGAGAGCUCCGAGACCACUCCUCUUUCACUUUCGCCGUCUUUCCUCCCCUUCCUCUCGCUCUCCAUGGGUCGACUCCAGCCUCUGUCGUCGGAGGACGCCUGCUUCAGUACCUACUCUAGCCAGUCAGACAGUCAGUACGGCUCGCCGCCGCGGGGUUGGUCGGAGGAGAUGGACGAGCACGGCCACACGCUGUACAUCAGCGACUAUACUAAUGAGAAGUGGUUGAAGCACGCCGAUGAGCAGGGCCGACCGUAUUAUUACAGUGCAGAUGGUUCCAGGUCCGAAUGGGAGCUGCCAAAGUACAACCACUCCCCUCCCCAGCCGUCUGGGGACGCUCUGAAGAGUCGCAGCCUGGACAGGAAACACGUCGAGCCCAUCGUCCUCACCAAGUGGAGACACAGCGUCUACGUCCAAGACCCUAACGACAAGGACGCACCUCUGGGCCCCAAGCCCCCCUCCCCCGACUCUGACUCCUGCCCUUCGUCUCCCAAGCCCCCCGCCUCUCCGUCUGAAAAGUGCGGCCUUCUGAAUGUGACAAAGAUCACCGAGCACGGCAAGAAAGUACGGAAGAACUGGACUUCUUCCUGGACAGUGCUCCAAGGAUCCACGCUGCUAUUUGCCAAAGGCCAAGGAGGCGGGACCAGCUGGUUCGGAGGCGCUCAGUCCAAACCAGAGUUCACCGUGGAUCUGCGCGGCGGCUCGGUGGAAUGGGCUUCCAAGGACAAGUCCAGCAAGAAGCACGUUGUAGAGGUGAAGACUCGGCAGGGCACAGAGCUGCUGAUCCAGUCAGACAACGACGGCGUUGUCAGCGACUGGUACAGAGCACUGCAGGACACCAUCAGCACUCAUGCCUGGGAGUCUGAUGAGGCCAUUGAAGAGGACCUGCCGGAGUCGCCCGGUGCGGAGAAACAUGACAAGGAGAAAGACCACCGAGACUCAAAGAAAGGUCGAGCCAUGAAGACCUCCACCAGCAUGGACAACUCGGACAACAAGAAGACCAAACACAAGCUGAAGAAGUUCCUGACCCGCCGCCCCACCCUGCAGGCCGUCCGAGACAAGGGCUACAUCAAAGAUCAGGUGUUCGGCUGCAGUCUGUCCAGUUUGUGUCAGAGGGAGAACGUCACAGUGCCCAUCUUUGUCAAGAUGUGCAUCGACCACGUGGAGAACAACGGUCUGUGUAUAGACGGGCUGUACAGAGUUAGUGGGAACCUGGCUAUCAUACAAAAACUACGCUUUGCUGUCAAUCACGAUGAGAAGGUCAACCUGACGGACGACAAGUGGGAGGACAUCCACGUGACCACUGGAGCGUUGAAGAUGUACUUCAGAGAGCUGCCCGAGCCUCUCUUCACCUACGCUCUCUUCCAUGACUUUGUCAGCGCCAUCAAGGUUCAAGACUACAAGCAGCGAGUUCAGUCCAUCAAAGAUCUGAUCAAACAGCUGCCCAAACCCAACCACGACACCAUGCAGGCCCUCUUCAAACACCUCCGCAAGGUGAUCGACCACGGGGAGGAGAACCGGAUGACCACCCAGAGCGUGGCCAUCGUGUUCGGCCCCACGCUGCUGCGGCCUGAAACGGAAACCUGGAACAUUGCGGUCCACAUGGUCUACCAGAACCAGAUAGUGGAGCUCAUACUGCUGGAGUACGAGAACAUUUUCGGCAGGUAGAAAGAGAUGCCGGAGGAUGAGCCUCUUUUCUUCUUCCACUCUCUCUCCCUCCCAACGCAGAGCUCUUCCUAACCCAGCACGGCCCUGCCAAAGACAGCCCGGCCUGGCCUGGCCUGGCCUGGCUUGGCUUGGUCCGGCCCGGGCCAGCUUCUCUUCAUGUCAAACCAACCUGCGGUCUCUGGCUUCUCCAAUCGUACAACCUCUGGACCAAAGCCACGCCAAUGUGUUCAGAACCAAAACGUAGAUGUAACUAACUAGCGACCAAAACAUGUUUUAGACUCUUUGCACUUUUUUUCAGCAUCUCAUUUUCUCCUGCAGCUGCAUUUGUGCCACUUUACUGCAAAGGCGACAUUCUCCUGUUCCUACACUGGAUUCCUAAAACUAAUACACAGUUCCAAACAAGCCUCUGCUACUGCACAGACUCCCUGAGACCAAAGCAGCAGAAGAGUGGGCCUCAGUAGCCUCUGUUACAGAGGAAGCGUCAGUAUUGGAGGUUGGAGAAUGUUCUGUACUGUAUGUCCUAUAUGUACCUACUGUAUAUGACCCUGUAAAGACUCCUCACUCCUGUAUGAACCACACUGGGAACCAACAGAAGUAACCACACUACUGUGCUUGGCUUUAGAAGUGUAGACACUAAGAGAAGAAAGUAGGAGGAGGGAUGAAAAGGAGGUUUUUUUAUUUAGGAGUUCUAUGACAAUUUUCUGUCCUUUCCGUACUGCUCUCCAUCUCUCUCUGAAUACUUCUCCUUCCUUUUCUUCCUGAAAUACCGGACCAGGGUCCUCUGAACACGUAAGAGGUUUCAGUCUGUAAUAUAUCUGCACGUCACCUUCUCCAUUCGGCUCUAAGAACAAAUCAGCUCGCAGCGGUCAGAACUUGAAAAAAAGCAAAUGGUACUCUGCUUGGUCUUUCCUCGACUCAUGGAUAUUAAAUGUGAAGGCAAGCGGCCUUUAAACAUGACUCCGUUGAUAAAUUGUGUACAGUGUUUAUGCGUGUGCAUGUGGAUGAGGGUGAGGUUGAUGGAUGAAUGGAUUUAAUGACAAUUUAUUGUACAAAUGGUAAAUAUAAAGUACGUAUGCCUGGAAUGUUAAAAAAAAUAUGAUACAAGGGGAGAAAUCACUAUUCCGUGAUCAUUGUGUAACCAACAGAUGAAAUAAAGUUAUGAACUGGGGAUGUGGAGGUUUACCUGUGUGUCAGGUGAAUGAAAGAUGGUUGAAUGUAACUUUGGCUUUAUCAAACUGGAAUAAAGACCUCUAAUAAGAGAUA
This is a messenger RNA of Sander lucioperca (pikeperch), 4208 nucleotides long. Its product is annotated as rho GTPase-activating protein 12-like. Gene Ontology annotation, biological process: signal transduction; regulation of GTPase activity. NCBI's taxonomy places the organism in Eukaryota, Metazoa, Chordata, Actinopteri, Perciformes, Percidae. Gene Ontology annotation, molecular function: protein binding. Bases 330 to 2945 code for a protein of 871 amino acids. The record is from RefSeq and is a predicted model, not a curated record. Gene Ontology annotation, cellular component: cytoplasm. The transcript has 18 exons.